AAAUAAAAUUACGUAACGUAAUUCAAAAUAAUUUCUAAUUAAUUUCGUUAAUUGAAUUUUGUUUAAAUUAUCAAUUAUAAAUUUUACUUUAAAAUUUCUAAGAAUCGAUUCUAAGAAUCUAAGCAUCUUUUAUUGUUAUUUUAAGUAAAAUUUUAACAGAGUAAGUUUAUUACUUUAGUGAUACGUAUUUUUAAAAAAAAAAAACUCUAAUUUAAAGAGAAAGAAAAAAAUGGCCAAAUGGGGCGAGGGUGAUCCACGUUGGAUUGUCGAGGAAAGACCUGACGCUACAAAUGUCAAUAACUGGCAUUGGACGGAGAAAAAUGCUUGUGCUUGGUCACAAGAUAAAAUAAAGGAAUUAUUUACAAAUUUAACAAUUGAAGGAGAUGACAUAAAGUGUAUUAUAAAUAGCGUGGAUAAAUGCGAAGGAGAAGCCAUAGCAAAUAAUAGAAAAGGAAAAUUAAUUUUCUUCUACGAAUGGAAUAUAGUUCUUAAAUGGAAAUUACUUGAAAACGAAAAAAAAAUCGAGGGGAAAAUUAACAUUCCUAAUCUUUCCGAGGAGAACGAUAUUUCCGAAGUAGAUAUCGAAAUAACUUUGAAAGACAGUACCGAUGAGGGCGAAAAAGUUAAACAUUUUUUGCACACAAAGGGAAAGGAUAUUAUUAGGGAAAAUCUAAGUAAAUACGUCUCUUCAUUGAAAGAAGAAUUCUCGAAAGGAAUGAUUCUUCCCAAGAAAAGCGAAAUUAAAGAAAGUAUUUCCAAUAUUACAUCAGGUUUUAAUGUUAAGAUGCAAAUGAAUUCGGCCAUAGUAUCAAAUAAUAAAGGAAAUGGCUGUAAAAUUAAUACCACAACUAUUAAACAACAACAAAAAUUCCAAUGUAGAGCACAAGAUUUUUAUAAUGCAUUUACAGUACCCGAGAUGGUGCAAGCCUUUACCAAAGGUCCAGUAAAAUUAGAUCCAAAAAAAGAGGGAAAAUUUGAAUUAUUCGGUGGCAAUAUUCAUGGGGAAUUCAUUGAACUUUCGCCAGCGAAAAUUGUUCAAAAAUGGCGUUGUAAACAAUGGCCCAAUGAUCAUUUUAGUGAAGUUACACUUAAUAUUUCAGAAAAAAACGAUCACACUGAAGUUAAUCUAACACAACGAGGAGUUCCAACCAGUGAAGAAGAUUCAACAAAAGAAAACUGGGAACGAUAUUAUUGGAAUUCAAUUAAACAAACUUUUGGUUUUGGAUAUUUCAUGUGAUUCUUUCUCUCUCUCUCUUUUUUUGUAUUUAUUUCCUAUAUUGAUAAGUAGUCUUUUUUUUAAAAAAAAGAGAAGGGACAAAGAAGCUACAAAUUCUGCCUAAUUUCUUAUUUUUUAACGCGCGCAUAAUGUAAUCAAAAAAAGAAUUCAGUAACUAAAAAAGUAAUCACAAUGGAAGAUGUAUGAUUUUCAAAAAUUAAAAAAAUAUUAAAAAUAUUUCAAUAAUGAAUUUCA
Molecule: messenger RNA, 1471 nt
Organism: Leptopilina boulardi
Lineage: Eukaryota; Metazoa; Arthropoda; Insecta; Hymenoptera; Figitidae
Product: activator of 90 kDa heat shock protein ATPase homolog 1
Exons: 9
Coding region: 230-1237 (335 amino acids)
Biological process (GO): positive regulation of ATP-dependent activity; protein folding
Cellular component (GO): cytosol
Molecular function (GO): ATPase activator activity; protein-folding chaperone binding
Source: RefSeq, a predicted model, not a curated record